Molecule: messenger RNA, 489 nt
Organism: Oppiella nova
Lineage: Eukaryota; Metazoa; Arthropoda; Arachnida; Sarcoptiformes; Oppiidae
Source: the annotation of a GenBank genome assembly
CAACAUUUCAUAAUGUAUUCAAUAAUUAGUCUAUUAUUUUUGGCAGUGAUUUAUGUGUUGGUGGAUGUGAACAAUUCAUUACAAAUUAAUUAUGUUUACCAUAACUACACCGCAAUGACUGGUAUAUUAAAAAAUAUUAACAAAACGCAUUCAGAUCUCGUGUUUCUCUACUCUAUCGGACAGUCAGUCGAAGGCAGAGAACUAUGGGUUCUCCUCAUCACUAAAGAGCCUAAUAAGGAGGUGCUGUUGAAGCCAAAUGUCAAAUACGUGGCUAAUAUGCACGGCAAUGAAGCGGUGGGCCGGGAGUUAAUGCUUCAAUUGAUAGCAUAUCUGAUCAAUAAUAGCGGCAAGAAAUCGAUUAGAAAUCUAUUGGAAACGACAAGAAUUCAUAUAAUGCCGUCAAUGAAUCCGGAUGGCUUUGAACUGAGUCUCGAGGGCAGGUGUGAGGGGCCCGGGAGGUAUGUGCCAACAAAUAUAUUCUCUUACUAA